AUGGCGACACCGUACAGCAUCCAGACCGGGGAGGCCAAGACUCUCGGUGUGUCGGACUUCCUCGUGUGUGGAGCCUCCCUCGCCUUCACCCUGGGUAUAGGGCUGGCAUUUGCCAUAAAGAGCAGGAAAAGCCAGGACCCGUCAGAAUUCCUCGUGGCCGGAAGGAGUAUGGGCGUACUUCCGGUAACCUUGUCCUUGGUUGUCACGUUCAUUUCAGCGUUGACCUUAUUAGGAUUACCCACUGAGACGUACAUCCACAGCACCAUGUUCUGGUGGUUGGCCCUGGCUAUGCUGGUCGCAGUGGCAGGUUCAGCUCACAUCUUCAACCCGGUCCUGCAUAAUCUCGGCAUAACAAGCGCUUACGAGAUGUUCUAUUUAGGCAGUGUGCUGUACGCCCCAUCGCUUGCAUUGAAAACAUUUUCUGGUCUGGACAUGUGGGUGUCUAUACUGUCGGUGGGCUGCCUGGUCACUCUCUACACGUCAGUGGGAGGAAUGAAGGCUGUUCUGUGGACCGACAGUUUCCAGGCUGUCAUCAUAUUGGUUGGCCUCCUGUCUGUGGUGAUCCAAGGAUCAAUCGUGGUGGGAGGGUUCGGAAGGGCGUGGGAGGUUGCCAGCCAACACUCCAGGAUAAACUUCCAAGAAUUCAGCGUUGACCCCCGCACCCGCCUCUCCUUCUGGUCAGUGGUGGUGGGUGGCGGCACCACGUGGAUGGCCUACUACUCCGUCAACCAAUGCCAGAUACAGCGGGUGUUCGCCUGCCCAUCACUGAAGGAAGCACAAAUGGCAAUGUGGCUGAACGGCCUGGGCCUUGCGGUUGUAGUGAGUCUGUGUUGUAUGAUCGGCGUGCUGCUGUUCGCCUUCUACGAGGAAUGUGAUCCACUACAGUUUAACCUGGUCGGAAGAACAGACGAGUUGGUUCCUCUGUUUGUGAUGGACAUCUUGGGACAUCUGCCAGGUCUACCUGGAAUCUUCCUAUCCUGCGUCUUCAGUGGCUGCCUCAGCACCCUGUCCUCCGGCAUCAACGCCCUGUCCGGGGUCCUCCUCCAGGACUUCAUCAGACCUCACUGCGCCCGUAACAUCAGCAGCAUCACAGCGACCGUCAUCACCAAGCUGUCAGCUGCAGUGUGUGGGUUUGCGUGCAUCGGACUUGCCUUUCUCGCCGGUAACUUUGGCAACAUGUUACAGCUUUCCUACAUAAUCAUGAGUGUAUUCGACGGACCUGUGUUUGGAGUCUUCAUCCUGGGAAUGUUCUUCCCGAGAGCCAAUAAAUGGGGGGCUAUCUGUGGCUAUAUGGCCAGCCUUGCCUUCACGACGUGGAUCUCUGUCGGAGCAUAUGUCAAUGGCGUCACAGGCCCAAGAUUACCCUUGUCUGUUCAUGGCUGCAACUGGAACGUUACCAACACCACGAUGCCAACUACCACCUUGCCCCACACAGCGUCUCCUGAAGAGGACAAUUACCUCAGCAUCUACCGAUUGUCAUUUUUGUACUACACGGCGUCUGGGGCCAUUGUCAACGUUACCGUAGGCGUGGUCGUGAGUCUAAUCACAGGAUAUUGGCACCCAGUUUCCACAGACCCUGAACUAAUCACCCCGAUCGUCAACUACCUGUACAAGUGUCGGCAGAAGAAACCUGACAAUACAGCUGCCGUGAGAGAGAUCCACGGAACAAGCACGGAACUGGUUUAGUCCAAGACAAAUUGUGGAACCAGCGUUGGACUGAAGUAAAGGCGUCAAGAAAAUAUGAAAAAGCCCCAAACACACUUUUGUCAUUUUUAAAGGCAGUUAGAGUCUGGACCACAUAUUUCUAAUGACUGUAAUUGAUGACAUAGAUGAAAUACAAUGAUUGUUGUAUCACAUUCUCUUCACUGGUUUAAAAAGGAAUCGGCCAUCGCCUCCACCUCCCGAAUAUUCAAUGUCAGUGUAUUCCUGCUCAUAACACCUGAAACCUGUCCCCGUUACUCUGAUCAAUAUCCAAUCAAUGACUAAUCAAUAACUAAUCAAUGACAAUAUGUGUGUACAUAUCAAGGAGAAGCAACAAGCACGUGUUAUUGUAAAUCAACUUUA
Haliotis rubra (blacklip abalone) is the source of this 2064-nucleotide messenger RNA. RefSeq names its product sodium-coupled monocarboxylate transporter 1-like. The transcript is spliced from 14 exons. Gene Ontology annotation, biological process: sodium ion transport; transmembrane transport. Gene Ontology annotation, cellular component: membrane. The record is from RefSeq and is a predicted model, not a curated record. Gene Ontology annotation, molecular function: symporter activity. Lineage: Eukaryota; Metazoa; Mollusca; Gastropoda; Lepetellida; Haliotidae. Bases 1 to 1686 code for a protein of 561 amino acids.